AGAAGGAGAAGAGGAGAAGAAGAGAAGAAAUUUCACUAAUAGCAGAAGCGAACCAUGGAGUCGCCGACCUCAUGGGACGCCCUGCGUAAACAGGCAAGGAAACUUGAAGCACAGUUGGAUGAGCAGUUGAAUUCAUAUCGUAGGUUGGUUUCUACAAAAUCUGAUGAUACAGACAAUGAUCUUGAAUCCGGGAUAGAACGACUGCUUAAACAGCUUCAACAAGUAAAUUCACAGAUGCGAGAUUGGGUAUCAUCAGGGGGCUCCGAAAUGGUUUCCCAUACUCUAACUCGGCACCAAGAAAUUUUACAGGAUCUUACUCAGGAGUUUCAUCGGCUCCGAUCUAGCCUUAAAGCUAAAAGGGAACAUGCUUCACUUCUUGAGGAUUUCCGUGAAUUUGAUCGAACAAGACUAGAUUUGGAGGAAGGUGGUGGCUCUGUGGAGCAGGCUCUCCUUAAAGAGCAUGCAGCUAUCAGCAGGAAUACCGGACAGAUGGAUAAUGUGAUUUCUCAAGCACAAGCUACUCUUGGCACUCUUGUUUUUCAGCGUUCAACAUUUGGGGGCAUCAAUUCCAAGAUAAGCAAUGUCAGCAGUCGUCUUCCAACGGUGAAUCACAUACUCUCUGCAAUAAAGAAGAAAAAGUCCAUGGAUACUAUCAUUCUUUCCCUCGUUGCAUCUGUCUGCACAUUUCUUAUUUUGAUUUACUGGUUGACCAAGUAGGAAGCCAACCCCAUUUUGUUGGGAUAAGGCUAUAUUGUUGUUGUGGGUUUUACCAAGUAGGAAAGCAUUGUGGAUUGCUGGUGAUAAGUAUUGUGGCUUCCUUUUGAUUCUUUUGUAGUUUCCAAAUCUCCUUUCUCUCUAUACAUGUUGUAUGUAAGCAGUCUAUUUCUUAAAAUUAUCUUAUGUUGCUAAUGAAGUUUCAGCAUACUUGU
Molecule: messenger RNA, 929 nt
Organism: Telopea speciosissima
Lineage: Eukaryota; Viridiplantae; Streptophyta; Magnoliopsida; Proteales; Proteaceae
Product: Golgi SNAP receptor complex member 1-1
Exons: 6
Coding region: 55-717 (220 amino acids)
Biological process (GO): vesicle fusion; endoplasmic reticulum to Golgi vesicle-mediated transport
Cellular component (GO): Golgi medial cisterna; SNARE complex; Golgi membrane
Molecular function (GO): SNAP receptor activity
Source: RefSeq, a predicted model, not a curated record